Uloborus diversus is the source of this 2629-nucleotide messenger RNA. Its product is annotated as putative fatty acyl-CoA reductase CG5065. Gene Ontology annotation, biological process: long-chain fatty-acyl-CoA metabolic process. The transcript is spliced from 14 exons. Gene Ontology annotation, molecular function: alcohol-forming very long-chain fatty acyl-CoA reductase (NADP+) activity. Gene Ontology annotation, cellular component: peroxisome. The record is from RefSeq and is a predicted model, not a curated record. NCBI's taxonomy places the organism in Eukaryota, Metazoa, Arthropoda, Arachnida, Araneae, Uloboridae. The coding region runs from base 223 to 1782 and encodes 519 amino acids.
UUAAAGGUCUGCUAUUGGUUAUGUGAUUGUUAUGUUGGAAUCGAUGUUAUGAUGACAAAUUGGAAAGUCUUACUUUACUAAAUUUUUUAAUAUCGCGAGAUAGCUUUAUCUCAGACCAGUACAAAAUGGAAAACAUUUGCUCAAUACUCAUUUAUUUGUAAUCAUUUUCGUCCUGUCUUAAGAUUUAAAUAUUUAUAGUAAACCAAUUGCAUUUGUGGAAACAUGGCUGAAAAUAAUGCCUCUCCUAUAGCCAGUUUCUACAAGGAUAGAUGCAUUCUUCUAACUGGAGCUACUGGUUUUAUGGGAAAAGUACUAGUCGAGAAAUUACUUCGUUCAUGUAGUGAAUUAAAAACAAUCUAUCUUCUUUUACGACCAAAAGAAGGCCAAGACCCAAAACAGAGGUUAGAUGAACUUCUGAAGGCAAAAAUCUUUGAAAGGGUUAAGAAAGAACAACCAAGUACUGUUUCCAAACUAGUUGCCGUUCAUGGUGAUUUAACACUCCCUGGACUGGGUAUCAGUUCAUCGGAUGUUAAUCUUCUAAUAUCCAAUGUAUCCAUUGUUUUUCAUUCCGCUGCUACUGUUAAAUUUGAUGAACCAUUAAAGCGUUCAGUAGAUAUGAAUGUUUUGGGAACUCGUCGGCUAGUAGAAUUGUGCCAUAAAAUGAAAAAUUUAGAGGCAUUAAUUCAUGUUUCUACCGCAUAUUGCAACUGUGAUCGUGGAAAAGUGGAUGAAAUAGUCUAUGAACCUCCUGUACCACCACAGAAGAUUAUAGAUACGAUUGAAUGGAUGGAUGAAGAUCUGGUUGGUGUCCUAACUCCACAUCUAAUACGGGGGAGGCCAAAUACCUACACCUAUACUAAAGCAUUAGCUGAAACAUUACUUGUAGAAGAGAGUGGAGCACUGCCAGUAGCCAUUGUUCGGCCAUCGAUUGUUACAGCGGCUUGGAAAGAGCCUUUUCCAGGAUGGGUUGAUAACUUUAAUGGACCAACAGGUUUGAUUGUUGCUACGAGCAAGGGCAUAUUACGCUCAAUGCAUUGUAAAUCCUCAAGCAUAGCAGAUCUUAUACCUGUAGAUAUUGUAAUCAAUCUAGUCAUCACUGUGGCAUGGUACACUGCUAGUCAUAGGCCCAACAGUAUCUUGGUGUAUAAUUGUUCUUCAGGUAGCAUUAAUAAAGUCACCUGGGGAACAGUUGAACAAUUAGCCAUUCCAUUAAUUUUGAAACACCCCAGCCAUGAAAUCUUUCGUUAUCCCAACGGCAGUUUUACGAAUAGCAAAAUUUGGAACUAUUUGUCUGUAAUGCUCUAUCAUCAUAUUCCUGCUUACUUUAUUGAUUUAGUUGCUGUACUUACUGGUCAUAAGCCAAAGCUUGUUCCUUUGUAUAAAAAGCUUCAUCGAGCAAUACAAUGUUUGGAAUAUUUCACUACGCAUGAAUGGGCUUUCAGUUGCAAUAAUGUUUUGAUGUUACAGGAAAAACUACCUGCAGAAGAUAAAAGGGAAUUCAAUUUUGACAUUCAGGCCCUUCACUGGCCAACUUACCUAGAAGAUUAUAUAUUAGGUAUACGACAGUUUCUUCUUAAAGAGGAGUUGUCUUCUCUUCCUUCAGCUAGAAAAGGUUUAAAAAGGAUAUAUUUGUAUACUAAGCUGUGCCACAUGGUCUUAAUGGUGUUUAUGUGGAAAUAUGUGUUCAUGCGUUAUAAUGGUGCUCGUAAGUUGUGGUUUGUAUUUCUUUCAAUGAUGGUGAAAUUUUAUAAUAUGCUGCCUAAAUCCAUCAUCAACUCCUGAAAAUUCUUUGCCAUAGCAGACUCAAGUGGCUGGUGCACUCUGCAAUUUUUCACUCUGAACACUUUAUCCUUUAGUCAAUUCUAAACAAAACUGAAAUUCUAGCAUCAUUUAGGUUAAUGCAAUUGCAGUUUAAUUCACAAUCCAAUGCUUGUUUGUAGAUCCAGUCUGAUCGUUAGCAAUGAAGUAAAACUCUCUAUAAGCAUUGGGGAAAUUAUGGUUGUGAAAAUGCUUUUUCAUUGAAACAAAUGAUUUUGUUAAUGUUCAAUCCAUUUUAUUUUGGGUUGUUAUAAUUUAUUACCUAUUGUUUUUCAAUGCAAAAGCGUAUUGUUUAAUGCUUGUUGAAAUUUCAAAUAAAUGAUAAUUUGAAUUUCUUUAGAAUUUGAAAGAAAAUAUUGUCAAAUAUAUUUAAAUUUUUUUUGCAGUAUUUAUUUAUUUUUUUGUUGAUUGUGUUUAAAUAAAUGUUUUUCCUUUUUCACUUGUGUAAAAUCAGAAUGGGUCUCAUUUAUUAUGUGUACAACAAUGUAAAAAAUGCAUUGCCAUGUGUCAUUUUAAAUUUUAAUACAUUAUAUGUGGGAGAUAAGUUUUCUAUUUUAUAUGAAACAGGGUAAAAUUCAAGCAAUUGAGAUAACUGUAAUAGUCUACAUGUAAAUAAAAUUGAAAAUAAAUUUCAUUUUAUAGAUUAUUGCUUUAGCUUGCUUUUAAAAAAUCUAAAUAUUUGAAUUUAAUAUGUAUUUUAGUACUUUUAAAUUAUUCAGGGUUUCUUUCCCUUAACCUCCAGGUUAUAAUUUAGUAGUCAGUAUUAUGUGCAUAAAAUAUGUGGAGAAAGUAUUAAGCUUGUAGUUGUAAA